CACAGCGGCGGCAGCGGUAACGCGGCUACGGCAGCGAGACGAGACCCCCUCUACCUGGAGGAGCCAGGACCCGGGGCAGUCAUGGCAGCGAACAUGUACCGGGUUGGAGAUUAUGUUUAUUUUGAGAACUCGUCCAGUAACCCACUGCUGAUCAGGAGGAUAGAGGAGUUGAACAAGACAGCCAAUGGGAACGUGGAGGCCAAAGUGGUGUGUUUUUACCGGCGCAGGGACAUCUCCAGCACACUCAUCGCCCUGGCAGACAAACACGCAAGAGAGCUGGAGGAGGAGAUGGAGAACACUGAGAUGGUGGACCUGCCCGAGAAACAGAAACACCAGCUCAGACACAGAGAGCUCUUCCUCUCCCGCCAGCUGGAGUCCUUACCGGCCACACACAUCAGGGGGAAGUGCUGUGUGACGUUGCUGAAUGAGACGGAGGCACUGAAGUCCUACUUGGAAAGAGAGGAUGCCUUCUUCUACUCGCUGGUGUACGACCCUCAGCAGAAGACUCUGUUGGCUGAUAAGGGAGAGAUCCGUGUGGGGAACAAGUACCAGGCUGACAUCACAGACCUCCUGAAAGAAGGUGAGGAAGACGGUAGGGACUUGGCCAAGUUGGAGGAAAGGGUGUGGGACCCCAGCAGUUCCCUGACAGAGAAACAGAUCGACCAGUUCCUAGUUGUGGCCCGGUCAGUGGGUACGUUCGCCAGAGCCCUGGAUUGCAGCAGUUCAGUCCGGCAGCCCAGCCUUCAUAUGAGUGCUGCUGCAGCAUCUAGAGAUAUCACAUUGUUCCAUGCAAUGGACACCCUCCAUGCCACAGCCUACGACAUAACGCGGGCCAUUGCAGCCCUGGUACCCCAGGGCGGGCCCGUCCUGUGCCGAGACGAGAUGGAGGAGUGGAGCGCGUCGGAGGCCAACUUCUUCGAGGAGGCGCUGGAGAAAUACGGAAAGGACUUCACCGACAUCCAGCAGGACUUUUUGCCCUGGAAGUCUCUGACCAGUAUUAUCGAGUAUUACUACAUGUGGAAGACCACAGACAGAUAUGUACAGCAGAAACGGUUAAAAGCAGCAGAGGCAGAGAGCAAGUUGAAGCAGGUCUACAUCCCUAAUUACAACAAGCCCAACCCUAAUCAGCUGAGCAACAGUGUAAAACCAGCCCUGGUGAAUGGAGCGGCAAGCACAGGGGUCCCCAGUCCUCUGGGUCAGACUCCUACCCUAGGUCGAGCCUGUGAGAGCUGCUACACCAGCAGCUCCUACCAGUGGUAUUCGUGGGGUCCUCCAAAUAUGCAGUGUCGUCUGUGCGCCUCCUGUUGGACCUACUGGAAGAAGUACGGAGGUCUGAAGAUGCCCACCAGGUUGGAUGGAGAGAGGCCUGGACCCAACCGCAACAAUAUGAGUCCCCAUGGCCUGCCCCUGCGGCACAGCGGCAGCCCGAAGUUUGCGGUGAAGACGCGGCAGGCUUUCUACUUGCAGACCACGGGACUGACGCGGGCGGCACGGCGUCUCUGCCAGGACAUCAUCAGGCCACGCUUCCUGGCCCGCCACCCCUACCUCCUUGUCAACACAGCAGCCAUCAAGGCAGAGUGUGCUCUGCGGUUGCCAGAUAAGCCUAAAAAGCCUUUGCCUAUGAAGCCUGUGGAACGCAAACCCCUGGAGUCAGUGGUUCGAUAUCUAGAAGCACACCCCCGUCCGGCCAAACUGGAACCCCCUCGCGGAGGGUCUAUCUCUACAGCCAGUCUGACACCUAUCAAGUCCUCCCCUAUUCUCAACAACGGCUCACCCACCAUCCUUGGCAAACGCAUCUAUGAACAGCACAAUGGACUUGAUGGCUCUAAAUCCAAAGCCCUGACUCCACAGUGGGACAUCAUGGCCAAGCGGGUGAGCGAGCCGGGACGGCCCUCAGUGCCCAUACAGGACGAGGUACAUGAACUGGACUGACCACUCCAUAGGAAUGUCUUCUAUUACAAAACCCCAUUGAGAGGGGUGCAUAUAAUGGAUAUGUGUUUUCCUAUGAAACAAAUGGCCAAAGGCAGCUGAAGUAAGCUGAAUGGAGAGGAGACUACAGCACUGGCUGCCUGGUAUCAGUCAGCAUGGGUCUGGCAGUCUGUUGAAGACCAACCGACCGUCUUCGUGAACGGAGUAUGGCUGUAGUCAAUAACAGGACUAGCCUGACUGUACAGGACUAUGUUUAUUACUUACAUUUCUCGUCAUUACUGUCAUUGUAAUUAUUAUUGAUAUUAUCGUUUUUGUUUUUGUUUGGGGUUUUUGUUGUUGUUGUUUUUUUAUUACCCGCUAUAACUUGGAAGCUUAUCAUUUAAAUGUCGAUCAAACGAUGAAGCUUAAGAAGUUUCGUGAAAAAUGCUUACAAAACCCUGUGGGAAAGGGUGGAAGGACUGUAACAUAAGCCACUUGCGAUCUUUUUUUUCCCAAGCAAUUUAAAUUACACAAGCAGACAAGCUUUUUUUUCAGUGACAUCAGUAACUCUUCUUCUGUUCUUUGAUUUGGAAUGAAUGCUUUAUGGGGUUCUCCUUCUAUUUUGUGAGCCGGUCCUGCUCUAUGGCCAGAGAGGUUUAACUUAUUAAGACAGACUUGCUGUUUUUUCUACCUUUUUCACAAGUAAUGCAUCUAUGCUUCAAUGAUGUAAUUAAAAAGAUAAUUGAUUUUCCCCUUUCCUUGUUGUGUUUAUGGAUGGAGAUGAGGAUGUGAAAACUUGUCCUAAAUCUGCUGCCACAUACAAGUUGUGCCAUCUGUCCACUUUGGUAUUC
Messenger RNA from Lampris incognitus (smalleye Pacific opah), 2759 nucleotides. RefSeq names its product metastasis associated 1 (gene mta1). Gene Ontology annotation, biological process: negative regulation of transcription by RNA polymerase II; double-strand break repair; response to ionizing radiation. The transcript is spliced from 18 exons. Gene Ontology annotation, cellular component: nucleoplasm; NuRD complex. Gene Ontology annotation, molecular function: transcription coactivator activity; chromatin binding; sequence-specific DNA binding. Lineage: Eukaryota; Metazoa; Chordata; Actinopteri; Lampriformes; Lampridae. Bases 82 to 1932 code for a protein of 616 amino acids. The record is from RefSeq and is a predicted model, not a curated record.